Messenger RNA from Drosophila elegans, 2383 nucleotides. RefSeq names its product protein singed wings 2 (gene swi2). Gene Ontology annotation, cellular component: plasma membrane. The record is from RefSeq and is a predicted model, not a curated record. NCBI's taxonomy places the organism in Eukaryota, Metazoa, Arthropoda, Insecta, Diptera, Drosophilidae. The coding region runs from base 265 to 1725 and encodes 486 amino acids. The transcript has 5 exons.
CCGCAUUUGAACUUCAAACGCGAGAAAAGUAGCACAGUGCGGAUAGAUACGCGGAUGCGUGGCGGCGAUUAAACGGCGUGGCGCGGAAAACAACAAUUUUCGAUUAUGUAUUUAGCAUAGAGCAAAUGGCAAAGCCAAAACAAUUUGCCCUACCUGCCAGCGCCGAUCGUGACAAUGGAAUAUUCUGAAUGAAAGCAGCACGCAGCAGCUCUCGGAUAAACAGCGUCUUAAAAUAAAUAUUUAAAAAUACAAGAGAAAAUAACCAUGAUGAAGGGUAUUCCGCUGCUUUGCCUGGUCUUAAUAAGACUGAGCCAUGCCACAACUGAGAGCCAUGAAUCAACGACCACUUGGGCGACCACCAUUACCACCAAAAUCAUUCCAAUGGAUGGCUUUCGGCACAGUUGCUUCGAUUGGUCAUCUGCCCCGGAGGCAGCGGGCGGAAACUGCUCCAAAUUGACCCGGAAUGGCACUCUAAAGUGCUACGGCGGAAUGAAUAACCUCGCAGCCCUGAACCACUCUGGAAAGUUGAGCAGAGCUCAGCCCGCGCUGGACAUGCUCCUCUGCGGCUGGCCAAAGGAUGGCUUCAAUCACCUGAAGGACCUGCAAAAGCUGCCCCGCCUGCGUUCGCUGACCAUCGAGUACAGUGGCUUCACAGAGUUCAAGUUCGACUUUCCGGAGAUGUCGGAGUUGCAGACCAUCAACAUUUCGUGGACGAAUCUCUCGUACAUCUCAUCGCGAACCUUCAAGCGGGUGCAUCCGCUCAAGAUCCUGGACCUGCGAUGGAACCAACUCAUCCAGCUGGAUGGACCUCUGCUGCUGCCCCGCAACUUCGAACAGCUGUAUCUGGCGGGGAAUCCCUGGAACUGCACUCGCAACUUCAAGUGGAUGCUGUUGCAGCCGGAAAAGGGACGACUGGUGGUCGAUAGGGAUGAGCUGAUCUGCACGGAUCGCAAGUACAAGGAGCGCCAGAUGCUACUAGUCAUGCAUUAUAAAUUGGAACUGAAGAAGCAGUGCCAAUCGCACGAGGAUCUGAGGAACUGCACUUGCCUGAUGCACCACAUCUUGCCCAGAACCCACAUUCCGCUCUAUACGGUCAACUGUUCCCACUUGCAGUUCCACCGCCUGCCCGCCUUUUUGCCAGAUAACACCACCACUCUAGUCAUCAACGAUAAUAUGAUCAGUGACAUAAAUCCGCUUCGAGACAAUCCGCACUACCGCCAUGUGGUCGAUAUGCAGCUGGAGAACAAUCAAGUGUCCAAUGUGGACAAUUUGGAGGACACUUACUGGCUGCAGCACUUCCGGCUGCUCAAUUUGCGGGGCAACAAUCUGCGCAAGCUGCAUGUGUAUGCUCUGGACAAUGCCCUCGAUGACAACGAGAAUGCCAAUCUCCUCCUGCUCAGUCGGAAUCCGUGGCACUGCACCUGCAAGUUCGGGAGCAGGUUGCGCGAGCUGCUGACCAAGUACAAGGACAUUGUGAGGGAUGCGUGGAAUGUGACCUGCACCUACAUGCAGGAGGAUGAGCAGCGACUGGCCAAAGUGCUGACCCUCAGUCGGCAGGAGAUGUGCAAUGUGAGUGCGGAGAGUGGCACACAGAUCCAUCCCAUCGACUGGCUGAACGGCAUCCUGGCCAGCCUCAUCCUACUCAUCCUGGGCAAACUUGCCUACGAUUACUACUAUUACAAGUAUUACGGCCGAGUUCCUUGGAUUGUGAUGAAAAUGCCUUAGUCCUUAAAUGAGUUCCAACCUCGAAAGUAUUUCUCAAACACAGUCGGUUUAUUUUUGAAAAUCUACAAAAACAAUACCGGUCUUUGUAUCAUAUACCAUAUAUGAAUAUUUUUUAUGUUGUAUAAAUAAUGUUGUUUAGGUAUUUAUGUAGUAUGUAUAUUUAAGCUAAGUCAACGCAAAACUCUCAAAAUAGUGGGUUGCUUGCACACAUUAUUGCACUGCUUAAACUGUUUUAUUUGGUUAAAAACCAGCGUUCUCACGUUCCCUCAUUUUUACGACGGUUCUCAGCAUUUGACCUGCAUUUAAAUUGGCACAAAGCGCUUAAUAUUUGAUAAUGAGAAACAGCUAAGAUAAGUAUAUGCAUAUUCGCAUCUGGACAGAAGUCUGGGUUAGUCACAAAUAAUUCCAUCUAAAUGAAUCUAAUUUUGUAUUAUAUUUACAAUUAAAAUCCCUCAAUUUAAUUUCUUUGGCUUUCGAAAUCAGUGCGUAGCAAUUGCAAAAUAAUUAAAAUAAUUGUAUAGAUUACACACAAGCUUAUAAAUUAAACAACAGUGCUGGACAUUGUAAACAAAGCAUUAAAACAUUUUUUGUACUUCAAGUAAAAGUUAAAACAAGGCAAAAUAUAAUAUAUCGCUGGCUGAAAGCGGCACGUCUAGAA